AUAAUAGGAAUAAAGACAUUUAUUCAACUUGCAACAAAAACAACGACAACUGCUGCCUUACAUCAGACAAGACAGCUUUUAUGUAUUUCUUCUGCGAUUUAUUCUGCAAAUUUCGGUUGUUUUCAUUUCCAAUUUGAUCCAAUGUCAAAUGUCAAAACCCAAACGAAAACAAGUGCGCGAGAAGUCCGUUGCAAAAGUUUAAACUUUUAAUAAAUUGGUUUCAAAUAACAAUUUACAAUGGAUAAUAAAGCCAAAAUGUGGAAUACAAUCCAAACUACGUUUCCCAUAUUGUGUGAUACGUAUUCAUUGCCAUUUAACAAAGUACCCGAAGAGAACUUAACAAAUCUUGCCAAUUCAUUCAAUUCAACUUCUCUAUUUGAAAUAAUUCAAAAUCUCGUAAUAAAUCGCAUAGAGAAACACGUACGAGAAAUAGUAGUGCCUGAAUUUUGGCAGUAUUUCAAAUUGCACCAGUCAGAAAGUGAUGGAUUCAAGAAUUUCUAUUGUGCAGUUGAACUUUUGGAUGAAUAUCACAUGCAAUUUAGAGUUCUGGCAAAUACCAUUGACGAAAUUAGGAAGAAACUUAACUUUGUAAAGCCAGUGUAUCAAAAAGAAACAGUUGUAGAAGCAUUGGUUGUAAUUUUCAAGGCAUUAUUGUUUGCUCAGAUGCCAUUGCAUUACAAACACACAGUGCAAAGUUUCUAUGAAACAGCUUUAAAAAUUAAGGAAAAUGGUCCAUGUAUGGUUGAUAAUGCCUGCACAGUAUGCUUGCAGGAUAAUUGUCUUUGUCUGCAGUCUUUUCAUGAAACAAAUGUGAAAUUACUUGCAUUGGACCUUGUUGAGCAGUUAAUUGGACAAGUAUUAACUGAUUUGAUUUAUGUCUACAUAGAAAAACACAUUGAGAAAACUUGUAAAGACACAUUUGAUGUGUCAUUUAUUUCUUCUAAUGGUAGUCAUUCAUUAACACGGUGGUUAUCGGAAGUUAUUAUUCCUUGGCUCGAAAAAAUUCCAUUUUCUGUUGAUGCACCUGUAACAGCAGCUUUAUCAAUGAAACUGCAAAACUUUCUAUUUGAAACUUAUACUUUGAUGAGAAUUUCACAAUUGUUUACAAUUAUUAUAGAAUAUCCUGAAUCACUACCAGCAUUAGAAGACAUCAGUGCAUGUUUAAAAAAGACUAAUUUACGCCCAAUUCUCACUAUGAAGUUACGAUUAUCCAUGGAAACUCGUUUAUUACAUCCUGGCGUAAGUACUCCGGACAUACUCACAGCUUACAUAGCUGCAAUUCGCUCGAUGAGAGUCUUAGACUCUUCCGGUGCUCUUCUUGAAUCUAUCACAAAACCAGUACAUCAAUACCUCCGCUCUCGUUCAGACACUAUCCGCUGCGUAGUGCUGAGUUUCAUCGAAGAAGGACCUAAUGAUCUGUCAGAAGAAUUAGUCCACGCUGAUGUACAACCAUUCGAAGAAACAACAACCGAUGAAGAAGACUUUGACAAAUGGAAAUCUUGUAUGUUAUGGACACCCGAUCCAAUUGAAGUUGAAAACACGAAACCACCAGUUGACAAUCGCCGAAAUCAAGAUAUAGUAUCAAUGCUUAUCAAUGUCUAUGGUAGUAAGGAACUUUUUAUUAGUGAAUAUCGCACGUUACUUGCUGAUCGUUUGUUGACACAGCUAACAUGCGAUACAGAAAAAGAAAUACGAUAUUUAGAAUUGAUGAAGUUGCGAUUCGGUGACACACAAUUGAAUUCCUGUGGAGUUAUGAUGAAAGAUAUAGCGGAUUCAAAGCGUAUUUCGCAUCAUAUCAAGCAAGAUGUAGAGUAUAUCGAGGUGGAUGUGCCGAUGAAUGCGAUAAUUCUAUCGAAACAAUUUUGGCCGGUGUUUAAAGAUGAAAAACUUCAGUUGCAUGAAAAGAUUACUGAACAAUUAGAGCGUUUUACGAAAGGUUUUGAGACUUUGAAAGGGAAUAGAACUUUAACGUGGAUGUCACACUUGGGCCUGGUUGAUAUUGAGAUUGAACUACCUGAUAGGCAGCUUAGUUUGUCUGUUACUCCAGUGCAUGCUACGAUUAUUAUGCAUUUUCAAGAUAAAAGUGUGUGGAAAUUGGAUGAAUUAAGUCAUACAAUGCAAGUACCAGCUACAAAUCUACGGAAAAAAAUCUCUUUCUGGCAAAGUCGCGGAUUAAUUACUGAGAUACAACCUGAUGUCUUUGAAUUGACUGAAGAGGAACCAAAUAAAGAGGCGACUAUUAAUAAUGCGUGUGAUAUUGUCGUCGAGGAGGAAGCUGAGAGUGCAAUGGCGAGUGCACAAGACCAAAGAGAGGAAGAAUUACAGACAAUGUGGUCGUACAUUAACGGAAUGUUAAUGAAUCUCGACUCGAUGCCGCUGGAACGCAUUCAUCAAAUGUUGAAAAUGUUCGCAUUUGAAGGACCGACGAUCGAGUGUAGUGUUGCUGAGUUGCGCCAACUUCUGGAUCGCAAAGUCCGGGAUCAUCAACUUGUGUAUUCCGGUGGGCUAUAUCGACUUCCCAAAUCAUAAAUCAUAAGGGGAUUUCCUACAGAGGGGGCGCCACUAUGCAUUGUCCCUUCAUAAAAACAUUUUGUUUUGUGCUCAACGCAGAAGGGUGAUAAAGAUGAGUUAUUUAUAUUUUCAAAAUUAUUUAUCACGUUUAAAAAAAAUGAAGAAGCAAACACAAUUAAUUUGUCUUAAAGUGGAAUUGCAGUCAAACUUUUUACCACAUUGCGCAGGAUCCGAUAAAAGGAUCUUAUUUUCGUUAGGAAAUGCGGAUCGGUUACGAAUCAAAGAAUGACACUGAUGAUUUUAAGAGAUUCAUUUGUCAAAUGUUUUAUCCUUUGAACAAAUAAACGAUAAAUACUA
Messenger RNA from Dalotia coriaria, 2868 nucleotides. It is a transcript of the gene morula, whose product is annotated as anaphase promoting complex subunit morula. The transcript is spliced from 7 exons. Gene Ontology annotation, biological process: metaphase/anaphase transition of mitotic cell cycle; protein K11-linked ubiquitination; ubiquitin-dependent protein catabolic process. Gene Ontology annotation, cellular component: anaphase-promoting complex. Gene Ontology annotation, molecular function: ubiquitin protein ligase binding. NCBI's taxonomy places the organism in Eukaryota, Metazoa, Arthropoda, Insecta, Coleoptera, Staphylinidae. The record is from RefSeq and is a predicted model, not a curated record. The coding region runs from base 238 to 2529 and encodes 763 amino acids.